AUGGUUGUUCUGAAAGGAAUCCCCUCGGUUUUAUCACCUGAUCUGCUUUAUGUUCUCGCUAAAAUGGGCCAUGGGGACGAACUGGUGCUUGCAGAUGCUAAUUUCCCUGCAUCUUCCAUUUGUGCUUGUGGCCCCAAAGAAAUUAGAGCUGAUGGUUUGGGAAUUCCACAACUUUUGGAAGCCAUUUUAAAGUUGUUGCCUUUGGAUACCUACGUCCAUAAUCCGGCAGCAGUCAUGGAUCUGGUGGAUAUCGACAAAAGGAAAUGUUUAGCUGUUCCUAUAUGGAAGACAUACACACAGCUCCUGAGCCAGGCAGGAUGUCAGGUUCCGCCUGAGAAAGUGGAAAGGUUUGCUUUCUAUGAACGAGCCAAGAAGGCCUAUGCUGUUGUGGCAACUGGGUGA
Nematolebias whitei (Rio pearlfish) is the source of this 402-nucleotide messenger RNA. It is a transcript of the gene fuom, whose product is annotated as fucose mutarotase. The record is from RefSeq and is a predicted model, not a curated record. Lineage: Eukaryota; Metazoa; Chordata; Actinopteri; Cyprinodontiformes; Rivulidae. Bases 1 to 402 code for a protein of 133 amino acids. Gene Ontology annotation, biological process: fucose metabolic process. The transcript is spliced from 5 exons. Gene Ontology annotation, molecular function: racemase and epimerase activity, acting on carbohydrates and derivatives; fucose binding.